Messenger RNA from Aspergillus steynii IBT 23096, 1818 nucleotides. RefSeq names its product methylmalonate-semialdehyde dehydrogenase. The record is from RefSeq and is a predicted model, not a curated record. Gene Ontology annotation, molecular function: methylmalonate-semialdehyde dehydrogenase (acylating, NAD+) activity; malonate-semialdehyde dehydrogenase (acetylating, [NAD(P)+]) activity. NCBI's taxonomy places the organism in Eukaryota, Fungi, Ascomycota, Eurotiomycetes, Eurotiales, Aspergillaceae. Gene Ontology annotation, cellular component: mitochondrion. Gene Ontology annotation, biological process: thymine catabolic process; L-valine catabolic process. The transcript has 7 exons. The coding region runs from base 44 to 1735 and encodes 563 amino acids.
AGAUAGCCAUCCCCCCGUCGAUAUCUGCCUGCGAUAACUGGAAAUGCCCAAAGCACCGGCCGCCACGUCCAGACGCGUCAGAUUCACGCCCUUUUUCAGCGUAUCGCCUAAUAGCAGCGACGAUACGCUAAUCUCAAGCCAUGCGCGCCGAUCAGACGACGGGUGCGAUCGACCCGGUCGAUCGAAAGCGGACUCUGACGAUGAACUUGAGCCGGUGACUGAAAUUGAGGAACCGGUGGGCUCGGACUGUGUUCGACAUUCUCCGGAUCUGGAAGAAUCGCCGCCUCCGCCGCCGACGGUCACGCAUUUGUUUGUUAGCAAUAGGCGCGUCAUGUCGAGGGCGAGGGAUUGGGGGAGUGUGCUGGAUCCGGUCUCGCAGCGAUUACUCUGUAGAGUGCCGACGAGUACACUCUCGGAGAUCCAGACCGCAGUUGAUGCGGCGGAAGAUGCUCAGCCGGAAUGGGCGGCGUUGGGGUUUCAAACGCGAAGGGAGCACCUUCUGAGAUUAAUUGAUGUUUUGAGAGAGAUGUCUCCUGAUAUCGUAACGUGUCUAUCUCGAGAGGUCGGCAAAACCCUCGCAGAUGCAGAUGCAGAGGUAUUCCGGGGACUGGAUUGUAUCCACGCCGCAUGCUCGGUUGGUCCUGAGAUGGCGGGAAUGUACUUAGGUAACGACGUCACCUUGCUGCAAACGUUCUACGAGCCCAUCGGUGUCUGCAUGACAAUCACCCCGUUUAGUUUCCCGUUCAUGAUUCCGCUCUGGUCGCUACCGUAUGCUCUGAUCACAGGCAACACGACCAUUCUCAAACCAUCUGAGCGAACACCCACCACCUCCUCGCUUCUGGCAGAGGCAUUCCUCAGAACGGGCUUCCCGCCGGGUGUCUUCAAUGUUAUCCAUGGCGGACCGUCAACGGCAAAUCAACUGAUCAGCCAACCGUCCGUUCAAGCCAUCAACUUUGUCGGCUCCGAGGCCGCAGCCAAGCAAGUGCACGAUACCGCCAGAGCCUUAGGUAAACGCGUCCAGGCCGAAUGCGGCGGGAAGAAUCACGGUGUGGUUCUCGAAGACGCGAACAUGAUGCCGACUUUGUUCGCCAUUGCGGGGAGUGCAUUUGGUGCUGCAGGUCAGCGAUGCAUGGCGUUGAGCGUUGCAGUGUUCGUGGGCAGCACGCGAGAAUGGAUCCCCAAGCUGAUCGAACUGGCACAGUCGAUGGUCGUUGGGUGUGGUGGGGACCAGGAGUCGAAGAUCGGGCCGUUAAUUGACGAGGCGGCCAAGAAGCGCGUCAGCGGGAUCAUUCAGCGGGCGGUUGAAGAGAGGGCCUCUGUUCUGCUGGAUGGUCGCGAUGUGCAGGUGCCUGACUAUCCACAUGGGAAUUUCAUGGGGCCGACGAUUCUCACCGGAGUGGAAACGUAUAUGGAGUGCUACCAGAGUGAGAUCUUUGGGCCAGUGCUGAUCUGCAUGGAGGUUGAUACGCUCGACGAGGCGAUUGAGCUGAUCAAUCAUAAUAAAUAUGGAAACGGAUGCUCGAUCUUCACGACGAGUGGAAAGCAUGCGAACACGUUUCAGCGUCGAGUUAAUGUCGGACAGAUAGGUGUUAAUAUUCCGUUGAUUGCUCCAUAUGGAACUGCCGUCCGAACCAGCAAUAAGGACUCUUUCCUUGGUGAUCGCCACGCACCUGGAAAGGCAUACUGGCCUUUCUUUACUACAACGAAAACAGUAUCCUCUAGAUGGGAUCAAUGACUCCGAAUCUUGGCGUGGCCGUAUGCUUAACAUCCUGAACACUAUCCAGUAGCUAGCCCAGCCCUUGUGGCACAAAGUUUCGG